Malassezia japonica is the source of this 3450-nucleotide messenger RNA. RefSeq names its product phosphate system positive regulatory protein pho81 (gene PHO81). The record is from RefSeq and is a predicted model, not a curated record. Bases 1 to 3450 code for a protein of 1149 amino acids. Lineage: Eukaryota; Fungi; Basidiomycota; Malasseziomycetes; Malasseziales; Malasseziaceae. Gene Ontology annotation, cellular component: nucleus; cytoplasm. Gene Ontology annotation, biological process: lipid metabolic process. Gene Ontology annotation, molecular function: phosphoric diester hydrolase activity; protein binding. The transcript is spliced from 4 exons.
AUGAAGCAAAUCUCAGGAUGGGGGUCGUACUAUCUUGACUACAAGUUCCUCAAGAAGAUCAUCAACUCGCUUGAGAAGGGACGCCUGGGUGAUGCUGCACUGUUUGCAACGAGUGUGCGUCCUUCGGGGGAUGCGCCGAGCGACCAGCCGCCGCUCGCGACCGAGUCGCCUGCGUCCGAGCUGCAGAUCCACAAGGCCGCCUUUUUCUUCAAGCUGGAGCGCGAGCUCGAGAAGAUCAAUGCGUUCUAUCUGCAGAAAGAGUCAGACUUGCGUGCGCGACUCACGACGCUCAUCUCCAAGAAACGCCACCUGAUCGCGCUCGCGUCCGGCCGCUCGUCCGCCGGCGGAGCACUGACCAACAAGGUGGCCAUCACGAGCGACUCGCCCUCCUUCGUUGCGCUCCUGGAAGGUUUCCGCUACUUUGAGAAGGACCUCGCCAAGCUGCAGCAGUUUAUCGAGAUCAACGCGACGGGCUUCCGCAAGAUCCUCAAAAAGUGGGACAAGCGCAGCAAGUCGCAGACCAAGGAGCUGUACCUGGCGCGCCAGGUCGACGCCCAGCCCUGCUUCAAUCGCGAAUUCAUCGCCGAGAUGAGCGACCUGGCCGCGGCGAGCGUCCUGCAGCUCGAAAGCCUCGCGGCAGGCAACGAGCUCCCGUCGUCGUCGUACAAGAGCGAGACGGCGAUCCUCAAGGGCAGUGUGCCGUAUGGCGCGACCAACCUCCCGGGAAGCAUCUUUGUCCAGGACACGACGACGCCGGGCAGCGAUGCGCUCAUCUUUGACUCGGAGCGCCGCAUGGACUUUGAGGCGGAGCGCGACUCGCACUCGAACUCGGACACCCUCAACGAGCUCAGCGAGCGCAUCACCGCUGCGAUUCACGAGGGCAGCGUCGACGAGGCCAAGACACUCCUCGCCGAUGCACGCCGCGAGACCGACAUGGACAUUGAUGCGGCGCUCGGCGACGACGCGGAACGGGCGAACAAGAUCCAGGCGAAUGCGCCGGUCGCCUCGGGCAUCGCGCACCAGGUGUGGCGCGCGCUUGCGACCGCGUCCCCAUCGGCGAUCCACACGGCCAUCGUCGCGGGACUGCCGGACUAUGCUUUCGUGGACGAUAUCAAUGCACGCACGACACUGCACAUUAGCGCGCUCGCAGGCCAGCUCGAGCUGGUCAAGGCGUGUGUCGAGCACGGCGUCGAUGUGCGCAAGGUCGACGUGUACGGCCGCGAGGCGCUGGCGUACGCCGCGAUGCACGGCCGCGAAGAGAUUUGCCAGUACCUCUUGGGCCUCCCGUCCUCGCGCGCGAGCCCUUCCUCGCCGCAGGGCUCGAUGGUCGACAGCGUGGACCUGGACGGCUUUUCGCCGCUCGUGCACGCGGUCGUGCGUGGACACACCGGUACGGUGCGCAUCCUCCUCGACUACACCGCGGCGAUCGGCAGCGUGCCCCGCGCCAAGACCGAGUCGUCGGACCUGUCGCCCCUCGCGCUCGCCGCGCAGGGCGGCCACGUGGAUAUCACCAAGCUCCUGCUGGAGCGGGGCGCCAAAGUCGAGGCGAAUACCGAGGGGCUGCUGCCCCAGACGCUCGCGGCGCGUGCGGGGCACACCGAGUGCCUGCGCGUCCUGAUCGAUGCGGGUGUCGACGUGAACGCCCCCGAGAAGGGCUCGCUCUGGACGCCGCUCUUUUACGCGGCGGAGGCAGGGCAUAUCGAGUGCGUGCGCCUGCUCCUGGAGCGUGGUGCGACGCUCGAUAAUGUCGACGAGAAGCAUCGCCACGCCGUGUUCUACGCCGCGUGGAACGGCUGGAUGCAGUGCGCACGCCUGCUCCUCGAUACGUUCGCCGCGCGUGCGCCGCCGCCCGCGCCGGGCGUGGACCCGAGCGCGACGCCGGUGCUGCUCAAGCCGUCGCCCGAUGCGGACCUGGAUAUGGAUCUGGAGGCGGAAGGCGACGGGAUCCCCUCGCUCUACCUGCCGCCGCCCAUCAUUCCCUUCCGCACCUACGGCCACAACUAUCUCGACAAGCGCUCGCUCCUGUCGCUCUCGCUCUCGAACCGCAGCAUUGUGCUGCACAAGCAGGCCGUACCGGACCGCCCCGAGCUCUUCCCGGGCCUCACAUCCUCGCUGAAGCUCGUCUUGACGCCGCGCAGCACGGCGCCGGGCGCCGACGCGGGUAUUCCCCAUACACUGAUCUUGCCGAUGGCCGACGACCGCGAAGACGUCACCUUCCAGAUCGCGAACCUCGACGAGUUCCAUCUGGAGUGGGAGCUCUUCCCAACGUUUGGCUCGUCGCGCAUCGCCAAGACGGCGCUCCUGCCCGACAUGCUCGGCUCGCUCGCCAACCGCGACACGCUGCAGCUUCCCCUCUUUGACUGGCACCUGAACGUCGUCGGGCAUGUCGACCUCGCCGUCGAGUGCGUCCGGCCGUUUGGCAGCGUCCAGCUCGAGAUCGGCGGCCGCGUUGAGACCUACUGGAAGAGCACGCUGCCGAGCAGCAACCAGGGUGCGGCGGCCGCGCCCAACUCGGAGCGCCGCGUCACCGGCCUCGGCACCAGCGCCUCGCUUGGCGUCGACCGCGGAGUAACGCGCGCGGAGCCGACACUCGCGCAAGAGGCGCCGGCACCAGAGCCGACGUCGUACGUCACCGCGUCAUCCCUCUCGGGCAACUACCUCCGUGUGGUGGUGCAGUAUACGAGCGACCUUGUGCCGGUCGUCUGUGCAUCGCAGCGCCUCCCGGUGCCCGUCUGGGCGCCGCUCGUCUCGCAGGUGUCCAAGGACGACUUUUUGAAGAUCGCCGAGCAAACUGGCCACGCCUGGUCGACCAGCAACACGGAGGCGUUCACCAUGGCCGACUGGAGCGCCAAGCUCGCCACUUCGCUGGUGCCGCUCGAUACACUCCUUGCCACCGUCCCGCACCACGUGGGCCUUGCCCUCGAGGUGCACCUCGACGCUGCGCCGGCCACCGACAAGCCCGUCGUGUCGGUGAACGACUGUGUGGACGCUACGCUGCAUGCUGUGUACGAGGCUGCAGACCGCGACCACAAGCACAGCCGCAAGCUGUUCUUUAGCAGCUCGUCGCCGGGCGCGUGUGUUGCGCUGAACUGGAAGCAGCCCAACUACGCUGUCUUUUUCAUCCUCAAUGCAUCGCUCCAGAAGGACGCAGCGGUGGCCCUCCUGCCGGCCGGCGCAGACCCGAGGCAGUCGAGUAUUGCAGAGGGCGUGCGUUUCGCCAAGGGCAACAACCUGCUUGGUAUCAUGAUCAACGCGCAGACCCUGGAGCAGGUGCCGGAGCUUAUUCCCUCGAUCAAGGCCGCUGGCCUCGUGCUCAUUACGCUCAGCCGCCCCAACACGCAGGUGCUUGCGCCUUUGAGCGGCAACAACCUGCUCGGCGCUCCAGCGCUUUCCUAUGAGGAUGCGUUUGACGGCUAUAUUCAGGAUAACAUCAUCCAAUGCACCAAGUAA